This is a messenger RNA of Beta vulgaris subsp. vulgaris (sugar beet), 1920 nucleotides long. Its product is annotated as serine/threonine-protein kinase BSK5. The coding region runs from base 267 to 1745 and encodes 492 amino acids. Gene Ontology annotation, biological process: protein phosphorylation; brassinosteroid mediated signaling pathway. Gene Ontology annotation, molecular function: protein kinase activity; ATP binding; protein binding. The record is from RefSeq and is a predicted model, not a curated record. The transcript is spliced from 10 exons. Lineage: Eukaryota; Viridiplantae; Streptophyta; Magnoliopsida; Caryophyllales; Amaranthaceae.
UACAAAAGAUUAGGCAUACUUUCUCCAAUUUCUCUACUCUCUCUCUCUCCUCUGUCUCAGUGUCUGAUUUUCCAUAUUUUCCCCCUUUUCUCCUGUAAAACCCUUUCAAAGCACACUACACACAAAAAAAAAAAAAAAAAAAAAAAAAACUAGCAGAGAGAAAGAGAGAGAAGACUGUGAAAAGUGAGACUCAACCUUAAACUUUACUACACUGAUCCAGGUCUCUCUUUCUCUCUCCUCCAAAUCCAAACAAACCACAAAAAAAAAUGGGAGUUCGUUGCUCAAAGCUUUCAUUUUGCUGGUGGUCUCACUCACAUGACAAGUUUCAUGUUCCACAUUCAUCCGAUCUUGUAAAUGGUGAAAAUGAUGAAAGUGAGUCACAAACGAGUUUUACUGAGUUCAAAUUGGACGAGUUAAGAGCUGCAACUUCUGGGUUUUCAUCAGAUAACAUUGUUUCUGAACAUGGUGAAAAAGCUCCUAAUGUUGUGUAUCGUGGGAAAAUCAAUGAUGGCCGUUGGAUCGCAAUCAAACGGUUCCAUAGGUCUGCUUGGCCUGAUUCCCGGCAAUUUUUGGAGGAAGCUAGGACAGUGGGACAGCUGAGAAGUGAAAAAAUGGCAAAUUUAGUUGGGUGUUGUUGUGAAGGUGAUGAGAGAUUAUUGGUUGCUGAGUUCAUGCCUAAUGAAACACUUUCUAAGCAUCUUUUUCACUGGGAAAGUCAGCCUUUGAAAUGGGCUAUGAGGUUGAGGGUCGCAUUGUGUCUAGCACAAGCCUUGGAAUAUUGUAGCAACAGAGGGAGAUCAUUGUACCACGACCUUAAUGCUUAUAGAAUUCUAUUUGACCAGGAUGGUAACCCCAGGCUCUCAUGCUUUGGCCUCAUGAAAAACAGUCGAGAUGGCAAAAGCUACAGUACAAACUUGGCUUUCACUCCUCCCGAGUACAUGAGAACAGGUAGAAUUUCACCAGAAAGUGUGAUCUACAGUUUUGGAACCUUACUGCUUGACCUGCUCAGCGGGAAACAUAUACCGCCAAGCCAUGCACUUGAUCUCAUACGAGGGAAGAACUUUUCAAUGUUGAUUGACUCUAAUUUGGAGGGCCAUUUUUCAAAUGAUGAUGGAACUGAAUUAGUACGGUUAGCAUCACGUUGUUUGCAGUAUGAACCUCGUGAGAGACCAAAUGCUAGGUCUCUUGUGACAGCACUUACUCCACUUCAGAAAGAAACAGAGGUUGCUUCUCAUGUUUUGAUGGGUAUUUCACAUGGAGCUGCAUCGCCAAAGGAUUCACUGUCAUUAACUCCUCUUGGCCACGCUUGUUCUAAACAGGAUCUCACAGCCAUACAUGAAAUAUUAGAAGAUACCGGAUACAAGGAUGACGAGGGGAUCGCGAAUGAGCUUUCCUUCCAAGUGUGGACAAGUCAAAUUCAAGAGACUCUCAACUGCAAGAAACAUGGAGACACUGCUUUUAGAGCCAAAGAUUUUGCUAAUGCAAUUAAGUGUUACACUCAGUUUAUUGAAGAUGGAACAAUGGUUUCACCAACCGUGUUUGCUCGACGUUGCUUGUCUUACUUGAUGAGCAAUAUGCUACAAGAAGCACUAGCAGAUGCUAUGCAAGCUCAAGUAGUAUCUCCGGAGUGGCCGACUGCAUUUUAUCUCCAAGCCGCUGCUCUCUUCAGCCUAGGGAUGGACAAUGAUGCGCAUGAGACGCUUAAAGAUGGAACGUCAUUGGAAGCUAAAUGGAAGAAACACUAAAUUUGUAUAAAUCUUUCUCAUUUUUCUGGGUUUUAAAGGUUCCAUAUUAUUGUAUCUAUUUGAAAUUUCUGAGUGGUGAGCUUUAUCUUCAUAAUUAGAAUCAUAAAUUCAUACAAAGGUUGUAUUGACAGACAAUUUUUACUUAAAUCUCAAAGCAAGAGAAGUCUGAUUUGCA